This is a messenger RNA of Stereum hirsutum FP-91666 SS1, 942 nucleotides long. Its product is annotated as FAD-linked reductases C-terminal domain-containing protein. Bases 1 to 942 code for a protein of 313 amino acids. NCBI's taxonomy places the organism in Eukaryota, Fungi, Basidiomycota, Agaricomycetes, Russulales, Stereaceae. The transcript is spliced from 7 exons. The record is from RefSeq and is a predicted model, not a curated record. Gene Ontology annotation, molecular function: flavin adenine dinucleotide binding; oxidoreductase activity, acting on CH-OH group of donors.
AUGCAGGAUCAUGCCAUAGGAACUACAGACUUCCGAGUGACGCCUGAUACAAUUACUCUCGAUUGGAUUCGAUUUAAUCAAACAUAUGUAAAUGAGCAAGAGCAACUGCUCGAUACGAAUCGCAGCGGCGCCUUCACAUUUACGCCCAACGUUGAUGGCGCCAUCCCUCUUUCAUCUUUCAUAAAUCACACUCAGCUCAAGACUAUGCGGACCGCCCUUGAUAAUUAUAUUGCGACUGAACCUUUGACCAACCUACAAAAGGCACAGUACACUAUCUUGAAGCGCUUCGCCGACAACGGUGUGGAUGGCUGGCUUGACCUUUCGGUCCUGCCUCAAGGUGGGCUUAUCAGUGUUCCAGAAGUCAAUAGGUCAUACUUCACGGCCGGGGCUGUCAAUCUGCAUCCUUUCUCCCGUGGAUCUGUGCACAUAAACACGACCGACCCGUCCGUUCCGCCCGUGAUCGAUCCCAAGUACUACAAUGUCCCUUUUGACCUCGAGGUUGUCACACUCGCCAACCAAUUCAUAAGGAAAUGGGCCUCCACGCCGCCUCUUUCCAACAUUGUUGAUGAAUGGUAUACUCCGAACUCUAGUGUCACCACUGACGCGCAGUGGGUUCAGGCUACCAAGCAGUUCACUGGUUCUCUGGCGCAUCCUCUAGGCACUUUACCCAUGGCACCACAGAAACUUGGAGGCGUCGUGAACUCUAGAAUGAAAGUCUACGGCCUAGAGAAUGUCCGCGUGGUUGAUGCUAGCGUCAUACCACUAGCUCCAACCGCUGCGCUUCAACCGACUGUUUACGCCAUUGCAGAGAAGGUGUGUCUGUCCUGUAUGAUUUCUACCCAUCACAUUUUCACUCCAUAUCUUCCAGGCAUCCGAUAUGAUCAAGGAAGACUACCUACUACUCUCAAAACAAUAGCGGACCGAUUCCACUUACGAGGGUGA